GGCAUACCAUUCACCCGGAGGUCGAAUGACCAUAAAAGUCCAUGCAAAUUGGUGACGUUGGCAAAGCUGUAGUGAAUUAACCAUAUCGUCUUUCACGGAUUAUGUGAAUCUCAAGAAAUGCUUUUCGAGAAUAUUGGCGCUAUCGUUUUCAUUGGCAAAGGCUGGGCCAUGUUUUGGAAUCCUCCAUUAUGUCAUUCGCCUUAGCAGAUGUGAUCAACGUCGCUCCCGACAGUGCCAAAUUAGGGGUAGCGGGAACACAGUCGACGGAUAUUUUAGGGAACGCAUGGGUGCAACAGACUUCAACGUCUUCCUCUGGCCCUGUGCACUAUUCUGUUGCAGCACCGUUUGAACGAAACUGCCCUCCUCAUCAUGACAUAUAUCAACGCCUUGGAGCUCAAACCCCAAAUCACCUGAACUCUCUCCACCUUUCCCAUUUAUUCCCAUUAACUGGUAUCGAAGAAGAUUCAUGCGUAGAGUUCAAUUGCUUGAAACAUUCUGUGGUAGAUACUGUGGAGGGUGCGGAUCCGAUUCAUUCAUCCGGACUUAAUUCCACAGAUGCAUGCGCGGCUCCAGCUGGGAUGUGCUUCGUUUUGCAAGGAAUGUCACCAACAGAAGAAUCAGGCACCUUUCAAUCCAACGCAUGGGUUACAUGCACUAACUCGGGGUGCAAUUACGGUGGCCUGUUACAUCACAACUGCUUUCAACGAUGGGUUUCUUGCUGUGAACUGCGUUGUCGAAUGCUUGCAUCUAGCACAGGAGUUCCCACGUCAUCUCUUCUGAAUGGGGCGGAUGCAAAUGCCAUCUUGGAGGCUCUGUUCGUCUUGUAUCAAUGUCCUCGGUGUGGCAAAUGCUCACUUCGUCGUUUCAGAAACUGUGAUAUCACAUCCAUAUUGCCCGAGGACCCAAUCCCAAGUGUGUUGGAUGCAGUGCAGUUUGUGAGUGAACAACUGACCGCGAAGUCUGGUAUUCCUUCCAACGGCCCGAUCAGUGAUGCGAACUUCACUGCACCGCAGAUCUCUCUUUCCCUGCAAGACGAUGCGUUUGAUUUGGAUUCCUGGAUGCUACCACCUAGCCCGAAAGAGGCACCACCUAACCUGAAACCCCACCCAAUCAAGCGGGCUAGUUGGCACACGACGGGUACUCAUUCUGUACCAGUCACACAGCAACUGAACCAAGAGACUCAGCUCCUGAGGCGCUUAUCACUCCACCGAGGAACGAGCACUGGCAGUGCCUCCAGCGGAGGCACCAGCGGCUUUGUAAGUGGAACCAAUGGGGGCAGUUCUGUGGACAGUAGCCGUCGAGGUAGCCAAAAUGCCUAUAAUUCCGACGGUAAUGUUAAUGGAAAUUGGUCGACGGAGUCGCGGGCCACUUGGGCUGCACCCAGUGGGAGAGCGAGAAAUUCGUCGAUGAGCGACAGCAAAACAGACAAAUUAUCCAACCCCGAUCCUCAGCAUUCUUUGAACUCCAAUCCUUCUUCGCCAGCGAUACCUAUACAGAAGAAGAAUAACGCUGCCACAGCGUCCAAUGACGCGUCAUCGUCCUGGCAAUCUCAAAACUCGUCAACCGCAUCUGAGCUGGAGCCAUCUCACCGCGUCAUCAUUGGAGGUGGAUCUGGUAGCCGAAAGCACCACAAUCCGACCUCAGCCGCUCGAGGUCCUUCAUUUUGGCCCACAGAUUCGACAGCAAAAUCCAAGGCGAACAAUUCCAGUGAGUCCGACAAACGCAAAACAGUGAAUCGAAAAGGGAACAUUUUUCAACCAAGACCGGAUUUCAAUGUGUUUGAAAAUCUGCCAGCGCACAAGCGAAACGCAUAUUUCAUUCAAAUGGACGAUGACAGCUGUACCGGCAACGAAGACACAAGGGCAUUUCUACUCACUCAGUUGACGAAUCACCGCUUGUCGGAGGUGCGUUGCCUGGCUUGUCACAAGGCCCUAACUGUGUACGAUCACUUUCCUGUAGUGGACGGUAUCUUCUUCAUCAGCCCCGUGUGUCACGAUUCGGACAAGACAACGGGUCUACGCAUCACAUGGCACACAAAUUCAGUCACUCCGACGAUGCACACAAUCGAUUCGUCACCUUGUGCCAAUGCCAAUCUGGAACAAUUGGCUGGAGACGAACGGGGCCGGAAGCUACUUGCUUCCAACAAACCAUUGGUUCCUCCACCUGGGUGUUUGGGACCACGGCAACAAUUGAAUGUGGGCCAUCUUUCCGAGCAGGGCUCCUCCUCUUCCGUCGCCCACUCUAGGCACUGUGGACACUCGUCUCGUCAGGAGAGAUACCUGCAUGCGUUGUGCAUGGGUUGUUUAGAGGACCCGUACACUUCCAAACCGUCGGCAUACAUUUGUUGUCGAGUUUGUGAUCGUCCAUGGUCUGGCUCAACCCUUCUGGUCGGUGGCCUGUACACGUACGAUAUUCUCGCUGCAUCACCUUGUUGUCUCGCGCACCUAACCUGUAAUAAGUGCGGUAAAAGAUUGGACCAAGCGGUUUGCCCGGACCAGGAGACCGAGUCCUUGUGCGGACCAUCCAACGGAGAGGAUGGCAACCCCAAAGGAGGAGAGUCGGGCGGUCCACUUCAGUCCUCCCCAUUGCCCUUCUUUUCACAAUACAGUCAACUCAUCACGUGUCCUUUCUGUGCAAAAGUGGAUUAUCACUUUGCGAAACCAAUUCAGCAGAUGUAUCGCAUUGUGACCUUGCCAACACCCUCCACUGUUUGAGCUACCUAGACAUUCAAGAAACCACACGUGCACACACACACAUAAGCGCGCGCGCACACACACGUAGCGUACUUACCGGCAGGGUUAUGCAAAUCAGGGAUCACAGUAGUUGUUUUCGGAAUCAAUCAAUGAGGACAAUGACCUUUAUUUUUACGCAGCUUUAUGGCAACCAUUUUACUCUUAUUCUCAGGGCUGACGGUUGCCUUUUGUGCUUACGGGUUGUAAUCAUGACGAAUAUUACUAUUAUUACUAUUGUUAUUGCUAUCCUAGCCUCUAUGUACUAAUACGUAGCUACCAGUGCUACUGAAUUUCCCUUCAAGUAGUACAUCACCCAACAUGUUUUUUUGGUUGCUUUUAUGCUUUCAUUACUACUACUACUACGCUCUGUUGUUGUCGUCCGCCGUUUCACCACUUUAUUCUUGCUGUGAGUAGCACAAAUGCGUGAGUUUAUUUUUUAAUCUGUCGAUAAUAUCAGGUGUGGCACACGAAGCGCCAGCUUGUAAAUACCGUAUUUUAUUUGUUAUAUUUUGACGUGCCCACGUACUGCUACUAUAGUAGCAUAUUAUGGCGUCCUGCUUUGUAGCUCUUCUUUCGUCCCUCUUUCCCCUCGUCGAUACUGGGUCACGUGUGACGCUCGCACUAUUCAUCAGUUACAUACAUGCCUCUAAUGCAACAUUACCACCACCACCACCACCGAGAACAUUUAGGGAAUUGCACUGCACAUCUUCCUCAAUUGUUUUGCAAUCCGAGGCAAUUUGUCCAACUUUCAUGUGUGUUUUUGUCAGCGGUAUUCAACUGGCUGUCAUUGUGAUCUGUCCCCAACUGCUGUCUUGUCGUUUCCAACCCACGCAUCAUUGUCAGCAAACUGCUUUGUUUACACACAUGGAUUCCACUUCUUUUUAUUCUCUUGCUCUACCAACACUAUUUUCCCGAUUGUCCACGCCCGCAUUUCGCUGUAUUCGGCACGCCACAGGCUGUCGACGACAUAGUACGUGUCGGCAGUACACCGGUAUUCCGC
This is a messenger RNA of Dicrocoelium dendriticum, 3732 nucleotides long. The record is from the annotation of a GenBank genome assembly. Lineage: Eukaryota; Metazoa; Platyhelminthes; Trematoda; Plagiorchiida; Dicrocoeliidae.